This is a messenger RNA of Mytilus trossulus (common blue mussel), 4633 nucleotides long. Its product is annotated as glycoprotein-N-acetylgalactosamine 3-beta-galactosyltransferase 1-like. The coding region runs from base 233 to 1282 and encodes 349 amino acids. NCBI's taxonomy places the organism in Eukaryota, Metazoa, Mollusca, Bivalvia, Mytilida, Mytilidae. The record is from RefSeq and is a predicted model, not a curated record. The transcript has 6 exons. Gene Ontology annotation, cellular component: membrane. Gene Ontology annotation, molecular function: N-acetylgalactosaminide beta-1,3-galactosyltransferase activity.
UAAUCAUCAAUAUUUAUUUCCGGAUUAUACCUACGAAAAUAAAAAUAAUAUUUUUGAUGACACAGACCUUCAGAUUGAUAUAAUACACAAUUAGGAAAUUGCUUAAAAUCUGAGAAAUCCUGGAAAGCAGAUUGUAACAGGUCAAACAAUUGAUUGUGAAGUCAUCAGCAUAAAGAUGUAAAUAUUUAGAAUGAUACCUUGAACAUGUUGAAGGUUAUUUAAGGACUCUCAAAUGAUAGCCAAAAUGAGGUAUAGAGGCAGGUUAUGUCUGAAAUAUCACCGACCAUUUUGGAAGUUAUACUUGAAGUACCUGUGUGCGGCUUGUGUCAUAUCAUUCACCUCAAUGUUCUGUGUCACUCUUAGUGAAGAUUUAGUGGAUUGGUUUGCUUCAUUCCAUACAAAAAUUGACGUAAACAGAAUUGCGCAAGAAUUUCAAAAUGAUAAAACAAUUUAUGAAAAUACAACAGCAGCAGAUGAAAUGUUCAAGAAAGUAAGAAUACUUUGUCUUGUUAUAACAACAAGUGGCCAUUUAAAUAAACAGAUUCCUGUUGUCAAUGCUACAUGGGGGAAAAGAUGUAAUAAAAUUCUUUAUGUCAUGUGUACUGACAAAAAACAAAAAGACAUAUUAAAUUCCUGUGAUGUGACGGAAUCAAAAAGUCAUUUGACUCGAAAAGUACGUUUUAUGUUGCGAUAUGUGUAUCUUCACUAUUUGAAGGAUUACGAUUGGAUAUUAAAAGCAGACGAUGAUACCUACGUGAUCAUGGAGAAUUUAAGAUUUUUAUUAUCAUUCCAUAAUCCUGAUUUACCAGGUUACCUUGGUUACCAUUUCAAUAUGCAUUUAAAACAAGGUUACAUGAGUGGUGGGGCUGGGUAUGUGAUUAGUCGGACAGGGUUGAAGAAAGUUAUCGAGGUAGCAUUUAAAGAAAAUGGCUGCCCACCAGACGGGAAGGAUGAAGAUUUAGACAUUGGUAAAUGUCUACAGAUGGCGGGUGUACCUCCGCUGGUAUCAUAUGACAAAUAUGGACGUGAGACAUUCCAUACUGAUAAGGUGUGGCAGCAUCUUUAUGGAACUGUUCCCCGAUACCUGAAAAAAUAUAGUUGGAAUGGGGUAACAGAUGGAGGAGGUUGCUGUAGCCAGUUUUCUGUUACAUUCCACCACGUUAAUCCACAGACAAUGUUAUUGAUGCAUCAAAUGUUAUAUAGAACUAGUGUCUAUGGACGACAGACUCCGACAGAUAUAUCUGAUAUGUUCCAUAUGGCUAAAGUGCUACCAUUACUUUAAAGUAGAAGUUAAACAUAAAUAGAAUAGUUAUUCAAAUGUGUUACACAUGUUAUAUAUAAGUGCAAUAUGGACAAAUAUUAUUAUUGCAUGUAAUAGGGGUGUUAAAUACUAUAUACGCAUUUUGUAAAUUGGCAAUUAUUAGCAAAGAGAAUUUUUAAGAUUUUAUUGUGUUUUUUUAUACACCCGUCAAAAUUUUUGACGGGAUGUAUUAUGGUAUACACAUGUCCGGUGUCUGUCCAUCCAUCUGUCCGUCCGUCCGUCUGUCUGUCUGUCCGGCGUAAACAUGUCGCACCAUAACUUGAGAACGACUUAUCCAAAUUUCAUAAAACUUAAUAUAGUUGUUUCUUAUGAUGGUCAAAUGAUCUGUAUACUUUUUGGUGAAAAUUAGAUUUAAACUUUUUGAUUUACGGCACUUUGUAACUUAAACAGGGGGGUGUUUUUUUCACAUGUCGCACUGUAUCUCAAAAACGAUUCUUGAUUAUGGCUUAAAACUUUAAACACUUUUUAGUUAUAUUAAUCUUAAUAUCUGUAUACUUUUUGGUGAUGAUUCAAAAUUUCAUUUUUGAGUUAUUUAGUAUUUUUUUAAAAUGGGGAAGGUUUUUUUUACAUGUCGCGCCAUAUCUCAAAUUCGAUUUAUGAUUAUUGCUACAAACUUUACACAUGUCUUUGUUAUAGUAAUCUUAAGAUCUGUAUACUUUUUGAUGAUGAUUCAAAAUUUUAUUUUUGAGUGGUUGAGUAUUUUGUAAAAAAGGGGGAGGGUUUUUUUACAUGUUGUGCCGUAUCUCUAUAACAAUUUAUGAUUAUUGCUUAAAACUUUACACACUUUGUUAUAUUGAUCUUAAGAUCUGUAUACUUUUUAGCGAUGAUUCAAAAUUUUAUUUUUGAGUUAUUGAGUAUUUUGUUAAACAGGGGAGUUUUUUUUUACAUGUCGCGCCGUAUCUUAACAAUAAUCUAUGAUUAUUGCUUAAAACUUUACACACUUCUUUGUUAUAUUAAUCUUAAGAUCUGUAUACUAUUUGGUUUUGAUUCAAAAUUUUAUUUUAGUGAUAUUUAGUUUUUUGAACAAAAAAAAACAGGGUGAGGGGUUUCCCGCCUUGUCUCAAAAACUAUAUAUGGUUAUUGCUUAAAACUUUAUCAGAAACUAUUUAUGAUUAUUGCAUAUAACUUCCACAUAAGACGUCCGGUGUAUCAUGCGCUCAUGGCGCAGCUGUUUAUUCUGUCUGACAUCUAAACAAAUCAAGUAUUUAUACACAUGUAGCUAGACAGUGUUUCUGAUAAUUUUAUGUUUGUCUUAUUUUUAUUGAGUCUAUGAUAUAAACAAAAUGUUUUUUUUAUACUUUCUCAUUCAGAAAAAGAUUUGAUUCAACAUUAUAACAAUAAAUCUUUCUACAGGAUUGUUAUGCCCAGCUGAUGAACUAUUCAAGUGCAGCUUUCAUUGGUCGGAUAUCAUCAUUUAAUAAUUCAUAAAUUAUGUUAAACUGUUGAACUACCUUUAAGGUUGUACUUUUUAUAUUGUCAUAGUUGUAUUGUCAACAUGGUCAAAUGAAUACAAUCGUGAACAAAUAAUUUAUAGGGUUUCAAAAGGCUGUAUAGAAUAUGUUUUAUGUUGUUGGACUCACACGUAAGCUUAAUAACAAGAUUAAAUACUAGUACCUGAUAUUAAAUGCAUACAACUAGCAUCCAAGCUUAUACUGUUUCAUGUAAACUUAUGUGAGCAUAUUUUUUUUAAUUCUAAAUAUUUUAUCUGCUUUAUACUGUCAUGACUGUAAUUUACCAUUGGAUUUAUAAUUACAGCAACAUUCAAAAUUGGAGUUAUCUUUCCUUAGUUCAUAGUUGUAGUUGAUAAAUAUCCAAUUCAUCAUGUUUGUUAUCAUAAUGAUUUAAUAUUCAAUAUUUAAUGCAAUAAUAUUUUAUUCCUAUUGGGAACUGAAUGCCAUGUUUAUUUUCCAGUGCCCUCAAUCAAUUUUCUUAUUGUAAUUUUGUACUAGGUCAAUAAAUUAUCAAGAAUGUGAUAUAAAAAAAUCGUUUUAAAGUCAAAAGUGGUUGUCAUCUGAACUCUAAAAUGCUUUAAAAUGCAUCAAGAGUGUACUAUACCGCUUAUUUUCGCGGAUAGAACAAAAUCGCCAAAAUAAAUUCCGCCAAUUUAAAAGUGUACAUGCAAAGGUAAUGUUAAAAAUGUUGAAUCCGCCAAAAUAAUAACCGCCAAAAUUUUUCGUAUACCUUAUUCAAUGAAAAUCGCGAAAUUUUACACCCGCGAAAAUAACCCACUAUACGGUAUAUGUAAAGUUGUGUUUUCAUGCUUACAGGGAUUUGUUUUUUUAAUUUGCCAUGUGUUUUCUAUUUUUAUUAAAGAACUUUUUAUUUCAUGUUUUUUUAUAUUAUAUAACUGGAUUUUUAGAGUCAGAAAAUAAAAGAUCAUAAAAGAUAGAAGCUUUUCAAACCUUAAGUAUGCAUUAAUUAAUUUUCAUAAAUAUGAUGACAGGAGUUUAAUAUGACCUUAACUGACUAUAUAUACAGCCCUUCCAUGGUUGUAUUAGUUUUAAUAAUUGUAUCAUUUGAUAAGAAUAAAUGUGCCAUACUUAGAUAGUGUUCAGUCUGAGCCACCUAGAUAAUGGAGAUCCUUAUUCAAUAGUAUAUCUAAGUUACUAAUAUGAGUUCCAUCAGAUUGUUUUGUCUGAUACAUAAAACAUGUAAUAGCAUUGUAACCAGGGUUUCCGCUGGCAGUUGCCAUUUUCAAAAUUUAUCAAUUUGCAAAAAAUGAUAUUUGUGGCGAUAAAAACUUUUUCAUUUAAGAUGGUCUAGAAAAGUCCCCUUCUUUUAAAGUUGUUCAAACUAUAAUCAAUUUUCCCCAUAAAGUUCUUCUUUUUAAAAGAUAAUUGUUCAGUGUUUAUUCAUUACAAUGUAGACUCGAAGAUAAGUUUGAGAGAUCACUCAUGACAACAAUGGGGAAAACUCAUCUUAAUUAGGGGGAUGUUAAACGAAAUUAAAGCAUGUUUAUAUUUCUUGGCGAAAAAAGUAAUACAGUGGCGAAAAAUAUUGUUUUUAGGAGAAAAUGAUAAUUGACCCAGGGGAAACCCUGAUUGUAACCUAUACUAUAUAAAGCUAUGACUCAUAACAUGUAUAAGGGAAAAAAAAUUCAAAGUUGAAAACUUAAUUGUCUCAAUUAUGAACAAAAUAAUGAAAGUAAGACAAAUGUGGUACAGGGAACAAACCACAACCACUGAAUUACAGGCUACUGACUGGGGACAGGCACAUAGAAAAUGUGGCAGAAUUAUACUAGUUAUUUAGCGCUAAAUACACCCUAUGUUUAAUGACAUACGUCUUCAUGAAAAUAAAUUGACUUUAACUUCA